GGACAACCUGGGGUUGUCCCCAGAGUCCCCCCCCCGCCCCAUCCGCCCUGCCCAGGGAUCGGUGCCCACCACCAAAAACCUCCCGCAGGGGUCAAGCGCGGCUCCAGCUCCGAGCCCUGGGCUCCCGGUGUCCGUGUUGCUCCCACUGUCUGAUCCCAGUGGAGCGGGAUGAAGCUGCUGGUUUCUGUCACCUUCCUGGCUGUGGUGGCACUGGGACACCCUGACCCUGCUCUGGACUGGCACUGGCAGCUCUGGAAGAAAACCUAUGGCAAGGAGUAUCGCCACGAGGUGGAGGAAGGGAACCGGCGCGUCAUCUGGGAGAGGAACCUGUGGCUGGUGACGCUGCACAACCUGGAGCAGUCCCUGGGGCUCCACUCCUACCAGCUGGGCAUGAACCACCUGGCAGACAUGACCAGGAAGGAAGUUGAGGCUCUGCUAACGGGGCUGAAGGUUCCUCCUCAGCUGAAGGUGACCUCCCAGCACCGACGGCAGCUGGGCAACCCAGUCCCAGACACGAUGGACUGGAGGGAGAAGGGCUGUGUCACCGAGGUGAAGAACCAGGGUUCGUGUGGGUCGUGCUGGGCCUUCAGCGCCGUGGGGGCCCUGGAAGCCCAGGUGAAGCUGAAGACAGGGAAGCUGGUGUCCCUCAGCCCCCAGAACCUGGUUGACUGUUCCACCAUGUACGGGAACAAGGGCUGCAGUGGGGGCUUCAUGACCAGCGCUUUCCAGUACAUCAUUGACAACGAAGGCAUCGACUCGGAUGAGUCCUACCCCUACAAGGCUGAGAAUGGGACCUGCCAGUACAACGUGUCUGCCCGGGCUGCCACCUGCUCCAGGUACGUGGAGCUGCCCUACGCCGAUGAGGAGGCCCUGAAGGACGCGGUGGCCAACGUUGGACCUGUCUCCGUUGCCAUUGAUGCCACCCAACCCACCUUCUUCUUGUACAGGUCAGGGGUGUACGAUGACCCCCGGUGCACACAGGAGGUGAACCACGGCGUGUUGGCCGUCGGCUACGGCACCUUGGACAACAAGGACUACUGGCUGGUGAAGAACAGCUGGGGUGUGCAUUUUGGGGAUGAAGGCUACAUCCGUAUGGUGAGGAACCAGGAGAACCAUUGUGGAAUCGCCAGUUAUGCCUCCUACCCCCUCAUCUAGAUGGACCCAGAGGCUCUGGAGCAUUGGUGGCUUCACCACAGCCACUGGCCAAGGGCUCUGCUGAAGCCACCAACUCUCACGUGGAUCUACUGGCUUCAAGAAUCAUUUUCUGGCUCUGGGAGCAACGUCCUUCAGUUGGCUCAGCCCCUCCUGUGGCUUGGGAGGGAGACCUUUCCACGGGAGGAUUUGGGAAUGUGAUUUACAGGCACCAAGUGACUUCUUUUUUUUUUUUUUUUUGGGGGGAAAGGGCUUUUUCAGAGUAAAACUGUGAUAUGGAUGGUUCGAACAGAGAUGGUGGGACCUUCUCUCCAGCUGAGGGUUGGGUCCUGCCCUGGGAGGUGGAUCUCAUGUGACGUUGAUGGAAUUUGCAGAAUCUCUUUCAAAAAUAAAAGACUGAUUUCGCUGUCCCAAAA
Messenger RNA from Apus apus (common swift), 1568 nucleotides. It is a transcript of the gene CTSS, whose product is annotated as cathepsin S. Bases 169 to 1155 code for a protein of 328 amino acids. Gene Ontology annotation, cellular component: lysosome. Lineage: Eukaryota; Metazoa; Chordata; Aves; Apodiformes; Apodidae. The record is from RefSeq and is a predicted model, not a curated record. The transcript is spliced from 8 exons. Gene Ontology annotation, molecular function: cysteine-type endopeptidase activity. Gene Ontology annotation, biological process: immune response.